UAAGCACACCGCCGUGAAAUGUGUGCCGCCGGCUGUGCGCGGAAUGAGUUUCGCCUUGUGUAGCUAACGCGCAAUGACUGCGUUAGUGACAGUAAACUAGUCUAAUUGUGAUACUCGCAGGACACUCAAAUAGAGGGAGAGAUGGCGAUGCUGAAACGCUCGCAUAAUACCUGCCUCGUCAAAGGUCUCUUCGCUUCCUUGGCAGUGACGUGCCUUGUUGGCCUCUACUAUGGCUACCGGCUCAUGGUUUCCAACGACGCCAAGUUCUCGUUUGGCCGGUCGGCUGGUGGUGAACCACUGGCCAUGUCCGACGAAGGCGGCCUGGACGGAUCGUCUGCUCCCGUGCACGUAGUGCUGGUGACAUCCAAUGCCGGGCUGGGAGGCGCCGUGGCGGCCAUGGUGAGCACAGUGCGUCACAGCCGCCGGCCGACUUCCUCACUGCGCUUCCACGUGGUGACGGACAAUGCCACCCAGUUUCACCUACACGCCUGGAUGCACCAGGCGCAGCUGGCACGGUUCCAGUACGAGGUGCUCACCUUCCCGCAGACGCCGCUAGUUGCUCCCGAGCUUGCGAGCAUCCUGCAGCUGCCGUAUGCCAAGCUCUACCUUAGCCGGCUACUACCUUCACUGAAAGGUCCAGUCGUAGUGCUGGAUGAUGAUGUCAUCGUGCAAGAUGACAUAUCCGAGCUGGCCUUCCUGCCGAUUCCCGAUGGCAGCGUAGGACUCUUCUCAAAAGACUGUGAUAGCGUGUCCAGGAGAUACAACACGGCAGGGAGCCGUUACCACCAGCUUCUAGACCUGAGCCGGCCGUCACUACGUGACUUGGGUCUGGAGCCCAACUACUGUUCGGUGAACCUGGGUGUGUUUGUGGUGCGAAUGGCCGACUGGGUGCGGUACAAUGUCACCGAGAUGGCCGAAAACUGGAUCAGAGCGAAUCUCAGAGAGAAAAUCUUCAAGCGGGAGGGACCUCUGGGGCCCCUGCUCCUUGCACUUCACAACAAGACCAGCGCCCUGGACCCCCAGUGGCACGUCCGCAAUCUAGGGGUAACCCCAGGGAGCCAGUACUCGCGCCUCUUUGUGACCAGUGCCAAGCUGUUGCAGUGGUCGGGUCGCUUUAAGCCCUGGAACGCUAGGUCACCGUACUCGGACAUCUGGCACCGGUACUUUGUGCCAGAUCCCACAGGCCGCUUCCGGCCGGCCUCUCGAGUGGGAGCGGCCUCGCCAGCAUCCAGCCAGCGUUCCCCGAGGCCGUCAUCUGCUCAGCCAGAUCGCCGGCUCAACCUGAUCUGAAAAACAGGAUGGUACCUUUGGCCAGUUGGCUAACACUGGUUGUGUUGAGUGCAAAGCUGCACAGCAGACAACAGAGAGAAGACAGAAGAACGGAUCAGGACAAGCACUGCAGGAUUGCCACAAGUUAGGACACUAAGCUUACAUGCAUGGUCCUAGAUGUGGAAAUGGCGCAACGAAAAGGCAAUGGACUGGAAACAAAAGAAAUGAACAGGACAGGUGCUUGCUUCCAACUGAGCUUGUAUGUUAGGCAAAGUGGGAGCAAGUUUUGCAUUCUCUGGUUCUUAUUUCCCUGUCCACAAAUUCUGUCAUGAGGCAACACCUGGCCCCGUUCUUUUCUCCAGUCUGCCAUCUUGCCUUCCUUUGGGACAUUUUUCAUACUUGUUCUCUUAGUUCUGGCGGCCGUGAGCACGCCAGCCUUAAUUUGAAUGCUAACUCUGGUGAAUGAAUCUCAGCUGUGAUUGUCCUUAUCUUCAGAGAUUAGAGGUGAAGUUUCAGAACAGCUUGACUUAAGCUGAAGCUCAUCAGUCUUUCCACUUAGAACUUUUGAACUUGUCAUGGGCCAAACAUUUUGCAAAGGCUACCAAGAGACUGCUGCUUACACGGUGCAACCAGCACCAAUAACAACAAUGACCGAUAGGAAGCGCAUGUACCCGAAGAUUCUUCUUUGCAGGGCCAUGAUAGUUUAUUUGAAUCUUCAUUUUAUCAAAUUUUAACUAAACUGGAAUACUAACAUCAUUGCCACAACUGGUGAUAGUUAUGUACACCAUCAGAGCAAAGGGUUGUGUUUAGUUCGUUUCCUGUUGAACGUCUGUGAGCAUAAAACACCUGCAAGGCUUGUUUGCGACAUAAGACACUAAUUACAGCAGUCCAAAUGACGUUGUAAGCUCAGCAUAGAAGCCACUGACCACAUCACUGUGGAUCCAGUGCCAUUGUUUCGUGCAUCAUUCAAAACGGUGGCUCAAUUUUGCACCCUGUGGUCUUCUCCUCUGUCUUAGCACUUUGAGCUGCUCUCAAAGCCAUACUUGCAUGCCCAUGCAGAACAAUACCCGCGGUGCUUAGCCAAACGUACUGACCUUUGGUAACGGCAUAGCCUCCAAGAUUGGACCUAUCUCAGAGGCCAUGCAGCAUUUGCACAGCGGUGUUGUUCUGUAAUACCAGAUGGUGCCACUGCCACAUGAGUGAUGAGAUUUCUCAGCUCUUGUUUCUAGAAUUGGUCAUAAACGCUCAGAAGGAAAGCAUUUGCAAAAUGUGUGUACGCAGUGAGCAUAUGCACCCAUUAUGAAAAGUUAGAUUGGGAUGAAACAUAGUACGGAUUGCAGUGGCAUUGGUUAUAAGAUGUACAGGCAAAUUAUUAUAAAGAUCUGGAUGCAUUUGGGAAGUCGCAAGUGAUGAUUAAUCUCAAUACAGUUGGCAACCGCUAAUUCUGACAGAACGGGGAUCGGCUAAAGGUAAAAAUAAUUGGGAGUUCGAAAUAUCAAAUUCACCAGAAAUCAAUUGACAAUCCACAAUUGACCAAAAAAGGUAUGCCAUAUUUCUGGAUGACGACUUUUGAAGAUACAGUCAAACCUCGAUAUAACGAACCUCGAUUUAACUAAAUUCACGAUGCAACGAAAUAUUUUAUUUCCCCAUCUUAGUUCCAUUGAAUAAACGAAAUCUCAAUAUAACAAAAUUCUCGAUAUAACAAAGUUUUUACUGCAAGUACAAUUCGUUAUAUCGAGGUUUGACUGUACUUUCACUUUUGCAUGACUUGCAUCAGAUGCAUCAGCAUCUAUGAGCAACGGCAUUCUUGGUACAGUGCCCGGAACGCUGUCACUCAUCAACACGCCUGAAACUGGUCACGCAACACGUCGCAGAAUUGAAAGUGUCUUCAAAAUAAUUGUCUCGGAACACAGCCCAGGUUUGUCAGUGCAUUACUGCGUGCAAAUAAGCUCACGUACGCUUUCCAGCAACUUGGUCCAUUCAAAUCUCGGCCAUUGUCAUGCUGUCACUACAGAUAGACAAAAGUACAGUCAAUGCAGAAAGCGUAGACAGUGUAGCAUCAGCUAUAAGUUGCCCCAUGGCUAACUCAUAGUGAAAAAACGAACUAGGGAAGCCAUGUGCAAGCAUUCUGUUUUUAUUAGGCACUGUACAACUUCUUAACAACGAAACAAAUCUCUUUGUGUGCAACUAUCGUGCACGACCUCUGAGGUGGCAGUGUUUUACAGUUGCUAAAGCAUGAUGCAUUGUAGUCUUGGAGGCCCGGCUUUUGGCAUACUGCAAUGUUCUCACUUGCCCUUAUAGAAGUGGAACACGCUGUUCGCAAGCUGAAAUGUACCAGAAUGGCUGAGUUUGUUAUGCUUUGAAUUUAAAGCGUCACUGGUGUCAGUGGUUAAGAGCAGACUUCAAAACACCCGAUGAAUUAGCUUAUUAGGAUGACAGUAUGAGACGACGGCCUCCAGGAGCAGUCGGUGCCACAGUGCCUGGUGAAUUUUAUCUAGUACUAUCCUUCCAGGCUGGGCUUAAAUAUGCAUGGAGUGCUUUGAGUCAAAUGCCGGCACAGCCUAUUUCGUUUGCCAGCUCUGACUUCCUCUUGUAAUCUGACAUUUAUUCAUGCUGGCCUGCUAUUUCGUACAGAAGGAUUUGUACUUUGUUCUGGACGCAUACUGCAUUGUCUGUGUGCCUCUGCUUUAAACAUUAGUCCACUAAGGGCUGCUUAAGACAUGCUCCUUUAGUACUAGAGUUCUUUUUUUUUUUCUAAAAAGGUCGUGCUUCUGACUUAGUUAAGCAGCAUCCAAAUUGCACCGCAGUCUAGUUGUAGUUUUGGAAACUGCAGGAGCUGGAAAAAAAAAAUUUUUUCUGACAUGGCCAUGCAACCUUAAAUUGUACCCUUUAUUGCAAAUGUAGAAAAAUUGUAAGCCUGAAAUUCCAACAUCUCUUAGACAAAGGCACACAUGCAGUGUGCCACUUCAUUUCAAGCUGUAAGUCUAGGAUAGAAAUUUAAGAAUUUCCUUCAUGGCAUCCACGGUGUCAAAAGGUAUGCUGGUGGUUCUACCUGAAUUUCCACUUAGUCACCUAUGCAUUGUCACAGGACAUGUAUGGCUUAAGUAUGAACUGUCAUUGAGGUCUUCACUUUGUUUGAGAAGCUCAAAUGGAAUGUAGGAGGUGUACUUGAAGUUAUAAACAUCCUUGAAAAUUUUUGUUGCACGCUUGAAUGUUUCAUUAUGGUUGGGGGGGAAGGUCGGUAUACUCCAUAUUUCUCGAUGCAUUUAGUAGUAUCAAGUGAACAUAUUGGCCCUCGCACGUAGAGUUGACUUAUUAACAUCCUACUGGAUCAUUUUUGCAAGUCCUUCAGGUUAUUGUGCAGUCUGAAAUGUAUGGCACUUCUACUGGAGACCACGACAGAGGCAAGUGCAGAACCUUGUCAUGGCUCAUCACUGUCAUUGCGGAUGUGUUUGCAGAGCAUAGGGAGUGUGAUGGUCUACUUAUGAGAUUAUUUUUUUUUCUUCUAAUGGGCAUGAGUAUAAUUUUGUAUUGUACACAGCGUGCCUCCUCAUAUCGCGGGCUACUGUAUGUGCGCAAGGAGACUGUGUUCAGCAGACUGUGUUCUUUGUAAGCAGACGACGCUUGACAACCGUCAUAACCUUGUUCAUCUUGUGAAUUUUUAUUUUGCCUUCCCUGAUGCAUUGCCUCUCUCAAGUGUUGGGCAUUGCCACUUAUUCUGUUGGUGAUUUUUGUUUUGCUCACCUUACUUGCUGAAGUACCAUGCUGUCACCUGUUCUAGAUCUCCACUGAAAUGCUUCACUGUUGAUGCAAGGCAGGUACGGAAUGGUCUAUACUAUGUAGUCAGAGCGUACACCACUGCGAUCGUAGUGGUCUACACUUCUUAACCCCGGACACGUGUCCCUUACCUUCAGUCUGCUGCACGGUGGUAGAAUAAGACAGGUGGCCAAACGAGCGCCGCAGGCGCAUCACCGCACCUCUCAAGUUUUUACAGCAGUCACCAGGUGGCAAAGGGUUUCAUGGCCUCAAAGACGCACACCACAAGCUUUCGUUAUGCUGUAAAGGGUCAGUUAUUAUCACAAUUUUUGUGGCUUUAAACAUUGCUUAUGUUUUUAAUAGCUUGUGGAGGCUGUCUGCCUGCCCUGACCACAAAAAUAAGUCUACCAGGCUCUAUGGAGCUUUAAAAUUUCUAAUCAGCUCGGGUAAUCUCGACAAGACUGACACAGAGUGCCGAUCACAAAGGUUGCAUGUGUAUUUUUCUGGAAGCAUGAAAAUUGUUUCUGGCGAGUUUACAGCGUAAAAAUAUACUUGGUUUUCACGUCAUGCUGGAGGCUCCAAACGACAGGAGUAGAAGCCAUUCUGUCUAGAGAGAGUGGCGUCCCCACACCUUCAUGUUCGUGGCCGACCUUGGCCAGCCACUCUGAGCAACAAUGGCAUGCAACACGCAGUAAGUGCAGCCGCAAUGACCGUUGUAGAUGCGGCACAGUGGACUUCACUUGGGAUGUGCACUGUUCUACAAUGAAUAACACGGUGUUGCAGAAAGUGUCGAUAAACUUCGCUUUUUAAAUCAGCCUGUCCUCCCAGCGAUUUAUUUAAUCUUUCAGUAACGUGCUUGGAAAGUGACGAUUUCUCAAUCCAACGUUUUUCAUUAAUAAUAGUAAAAAUGAUAUAUAUACAUAUAAAUAUAUAUAUGUUAGUUAACACGCCAACAGUAGUUUUGGGAAGACAGUAAAUACUGUUACUGCAUAGUCGUACAUGCUAAUAAAGAAAUUUUAUUAAUAUUGUAAUCAAGAAGAAAAAACAGAUGUACUUGAAUCGGAACAUAUCAAAAAGAUAUCCGUUUCAAACGUGAUUCAUUUGGCAAUGACGCAUUAGUCACCGUAUAAUUCUCAGAACUAAUGUAUCCAUCAAAAUAAAAAAUUAAACCAAUCAAAUAAACAAAGAAUAAACGCGUCUGAAGUCACGCUGCAAGCGUAAAUACGCGCGAAGAGUCCGUUUUAAGCGACGGUAAAUGUUAAGUGUUGUUUAAGAUAUCUCUGGUUUACAGCAUUACGACGCAAAGCUCUUUCUCAAAAGUCACAGACGUAAAAAUACAGUUUGAAUGCUCGCAACGCAUGCCGGCUACGUACUUUCAAGAGCGGCGGAGCGGAGAAAUGAGCGCAGACUACCCCUGCUGCCACCUUACGCUAAGCGGCAGCAAAUCCUGAGCUGUUGCGUAAUGCGCGGCGCAUUGGAGAAGCAGCGCCGUUUAUCCACCUCUCGUGUUUUACUGCCCUGGUCUGAUGUAUGUGAAGAAAUGUCUUCUGCCUCUUUUGUACCUCAUCUUGCUGUAUAGAGGAAGUUUUGUUUACAGUGGGUAUGCACUUCUGAAUUUUUUAAGAACUCUAUCAGCAACUGAACCACUUUCUCAAAAGAUGGUUGCGAGGCAUGCUGAUGAAGCCCACAUUUUAUGCCACAUGAAUGACAAACACUGUAGUUGAGAGAGAUUGUCACUUUUUUAUAUUGCUGAAUGCUGUUAUUUGUCUGUGAAUUAUCUGGCUGUCAUGUGUCCGUGUGAAUGUACGCAAGGUACGUGUUAGGCCUAGUUUAAACAUCUUUGAAACAACAGCCCAUGAAAGCAAGAGAAGGCAAAAGACAAGUGUGGAACUUGCCUUGGUUUUUCCCAUCUGUUCUGUCUUCUAGCGCUAAGAUUUCCUUCUAGGAUGAAUGCAAGGGAGGCAGUAAAUGCUGCUCUAGCACCUGCCCAGUUGGCCGUUGCAUUCUGCAGCUGACAUGAGGUUGUGGGUUUGAUUCCAAGCAAAGGUGAUCACACUAAUGUAAAAAUGCAUGUGUACCAGACUUUAGACACUUGCUAAAGAACCCCAUGUUCUGAGAAUUGAUUCAGGGCCCUCCACUGCAACAUGGCCUCGUGUUGCUUUGCUAUGCUAAACCCCAUCGCUCAAUCAACGUUGUUUCAGCACAGGCUAAAUCUGCACUUUUAUGAACCAUGCUUCUUUGGAGCAGGAUAGCGUUCCUUCUUUGUGUUCAAUUUCUAGCUGUUUUUCUGUUUACUUGUUUGCAAGGGUGCAUCCAAUGAAUGAUGUUGGGUUUUUAUUGUUUCCCAGAUAUAGAGCAGCAUUCACUGCAGUGUAAUAAAUGUUGCGGUGACUUUUGCAAUCAGUGUGCACUGUUUCUGCUUGUUAAUGCCACUGGUUAUUGUUUCCGAUGCUACCUCUGCUUCUAGAUCUCUGUCUCGAGGUACUUGGUCCCUUUGCUUUGUAUAUUAAGUUGUAUGUACAAAUACUGUGUCUGCACCAUGUUAUUUUUUUUUUUUUGUUUCUUCAGCUGUGAUAUAAAUGCAGCCUUGUGCUUUUAGUGUCUUGGAAGGUAGUGUAAAAGGUUGAGUAUUUUAUGUGGUUUCUCAUGCAUUGUCUGGAUCCCAUCUUUCUUUUAAACAUUGUAUGGUGUUACAAAUGUUUUUAAAAUAUUGUAUUUGCACGAGUAUAAUGUGACCUUCUUGUGCGAAAUUUCCAGCUUGAAAAAUUACCAUGCGUCAUUAUACAGGGUGUUUCAGCGAACACUUUCAGAAUUUAUUUAAGGUUGCGUGUGGCAGAUAGCCCAAUUCUCGUUAAUGAGCUGGUCUACUUAAAGAGGCGGACAUUGCUUGCACAAAAAAUUGAAAUGCAGAAUCAAUUAGUCAACAAAAUUCACUAAUUAAGUUUUUAACCAAUUACCUGAUGGCCCAUAUUGUAAUUUACAAAUUGUAGCCGGGGAGUUCGCAAGGCGGAUCCACUUGGAACGAAUUCUCGGGAUGACACCAGUUUCGAGAUAUUAAUUGCCGAACUUUGUGGAGAAAUGCAUUGGCGUUCCAGUUAAUUUUGUGCUUCAGUGCAUAAAGCGACGUUUUGUUAAGAACCUAACUGGAACGCCAGUGCAUUUCUCCGCAAAGUUCGGCAAUUAAUAUCUCGAAACUGGUGUCAUCUCAAGAAUUUGUUGCAAGUGAAUCCGCCUUGCUAACUCCAAGGCUACAAUUUGUAAAUUACAAUAUGGGCCAUCAGGUCAUUAGUUAAAAACCUAAUUAGUCAAUUUUUGUUAAUUACUGGAUUAUGCAUUUCGUUUUCUUGUGCAAGUAAUAUCCGCCUCUUCAAGUAGACCAGCUCAUAAACUAGAAUUGCGCUAUCUGCCACAGGCAACCUUUAAGAAUUUUUGAAUGUGUUCGCUGAAACACCCUGUAUUAAGACCCAUGCUCCGAAUAUAGCUUGAGGUUUCUCCACAACUUUGUAUGAUCAACUAUUAGGCAACAGCACAUUGUGGGAAAGCAAACUUCUCUAGGCCUUAGAAGAACACACAUGUGCAUGCACUGAAGGAAGCGCAUGUCAGCAAAGGAAUGUGAGUGUAACAGAAAUGUCUUGUCACCCCCUUUAAGUUUCAGCCACAAAAAACACAUUUUCGAUGUGGCAUAACAGCAUCUAUUAUCUUUCUCUGCUUCAUGACAGCACUAUAAUGAUGAGUGAUACCCACAUGCAUUACAUGAAGAUGGCAAUGGAAAUGCCAUAGUACAUGAUAGCAUGAAUAUUGUGCGAUGCAGAACAGACAUGUCAAUGCCAGUCAAUGCGAUGCCAAAAAUAUGCUGCAAAUAUGCACCUUGUGGUUGCUGCGGUGUUGUGCAGUGCACGCCCAUGCAUUCUCACCUGCGCAGCACGUCUGGCCUGUCGGUGCAGUGCAUCAACGCAUUGCCCACACAAGCCACGGCACAAGCACAAAUGGUUCCACAAAAGUGCAUGGCCAUAAUGGAUGAAGCAGUCCCGCUAGGCUAAAGCAUGGGCAUGCAUUAUAAGCACUUGACUACAGUCUCACUACAGAUCUUUAGUUCACAUUGUAAUUGUAUUCUUUCAUUGUUCGUUCGUCAAAAGCCUUUCCCCCAUCUGGUGUAUUUAUGCAGAUGCAGUAAUAUGCGCUUGCUUUUGCAAAACUGAUAUUGCCUGUGAAUGUGAGUGAUUGCUGGAAUAAUGUGAGUGAAAAGGCUGUCAUUGCCCUUCCGGGCAAGAACAAGUGUGGCAAACUUUGAGAGUGUCUUGCGUGUUAGCAUUUGUCCACCCCCAAUGCCUCCAGAAAAAGCAAAGAAACAGCAGCAUCCGAUUUCAGUGCUAGCUUUGCACACCUAUUGUGCAGCUUAACCUGACACAUGGCUUUGAAUAUUCUGUUCCUGUUAUCGACCUGCUUGCCCGUAGCAUCGCACGGCUCAAUAUCUUUGUACUUCCUUCCCAUACGUCAGCACUGCAUCAGCUUGCUGAUGAUUGCCUAUGGCCCAAGUCCUGCAACUGCCUUUAGGUGUCAAAGGCUGUAUCUCUUAUGCCAAAAUAUUGUUGACCACUUCUGCAGUGACUAGAAUGGUGCCUGUCCUGCAUGGACUCUAUAGAUUUUCUACAGUACCAGAACUGACCAGUCGAUAGGCUUUGUAGGCUAUAUUCUGGUCCGAGUAGACAACCUACAGUGCUCUUGACAUACCAGAGCAGGCCAGUCUCCACAACUGCAACUUAGCUCAAAGGCUAUACAUUUCGACACAGGUAGUACAUUUUCUAGUGACCAUUUCCUUUAGACUCAAGUUAUGAGGAGAAAUGCUGCUUGCAUCAUUGGUGCUUCAUCUCACUAUUUCAAAACAUGUCGCCUUUUAGUUUCACUUAUGUUAUGAACAUAGUGUGCAUGUUUGUCACAUAGUUAUACAGUCCUCGGGUUCUGUCAGAUGAAGCCCCCACAGUUUCAAAGAGGUUAAUUUUUCAGUCGCUUCAACGAAGCACAACUUGUGAUCAAGGGGUGCUUGUCUGAUAAAGCCUCUGACUAAGUGGCACCUAUAAUCGGGACAUGAACCCUCAAGUAACGUCCCGAUUCUUGGAACAUAUGAGGUAUUGCGAGGUUUUGUUGUUGCACGGGAUACAGGCCAGCUCGAACUACUAACAAAGAGAUUGAGCCCAGGAGAUAUGCGAACAUGCAGCUGUUUUUUUUUUCUGUUUUUUUUUUUUUUAGAAUUGCUUUCUUUUUGUGUAUAUGUGUGUCUCAUCGUCACACAUUACUGGAAGAAUGGUUCUGUAUACUCGUAUCUCUCUUUCAAUAGCAACAAACUUAUGGUGGUUGCUAAGGUGCAGCAUGCAGAUUACAAAAUAUUGUCUUGGCCUCAAACCUGAUAAAAGAGAAGGAAGAAUUGACUAAACCACACUCUACUAUAUCGCAGCAUGGUUGUACCACAACUCUAUAUGAACUUUGGAGGUUUCAGAAGUCUGCACACUGCUUUCUUAUACGGUAGUGCAGUGAAAUAUGCGCAACCCAGAAUUAUUUGUGUCCAAGACUACCAAAGCAUAUUGCUACUUGGUUGUUUGGGGUUGUCUUAGUUUAUGCUUGUUUCAUUGCCACAUUUACUGGUGUUGUUUCAUUACAACAUUGUGUUAUGCCUUUUCUUCACCAGUUUGUCUGCCAAUGUUAGCACCGCUGCGUGCAGAGCUGUGCGUGUUGCAGAAGUAUUGCAAUGGCAGAGUGUCGAAUCUCACGGUUGUAAGCUGAGUGUAAUGAUCUGUUGACGUGUUAUGACUCGACCUGUUUGUGGGCGUGCACAUUUGUUUGCUUGUAUUCAGUGGUGUCACUUUUGCCCUAGUGAGGUGGUCAUUUCUGGUGUUCUGUUUGUGAUGCGGUGCCUCCAUAGACUGUAUUUCGAAUGCUUCAUGAUUUUGCUGUAUUUAUUGUAAUUUAUUUGAACAAAAGUCUAGAAAUAAAUUGUGUGUAAACUUUCCACAA
Molecule: messenger RNA, 11034 nt
Organism: Dermacentor silvarum
Lineage: Eukaryota; Metazoa; Arthropoda; Arachnida; Ixodida; Ixodidae
Product: glycosyltransferase 8 domain-containing protein 1
Exons: 8
Coding region: 142-1290 (382 amino acids)
Cellular component (GO): Golgi apparatus
Molecular function (GO): glycosyltransferase activity
Source: RefSeq, a predicted model, not a curated record